UAUCGCCUACCUUAUAGAGCUAAAGGAUAUACGGCAUCAUCAUCAAAAUAACAACAAGUGUAGCUUGCGGCAGAGCUGGUUCAGUAUUUUGUUUUUGUUUUCUCACGAGACAUGUAAACGUUUUUAAUCCGUUGGCUUAGAAAGUUGCUAAAAUGAUCUUUUUGUACGAGUUGGACGCUGCUGUGCCUCAAUACCGAUUAUAUCUGAUAGAUGAAUAGGAUUUGAAUAGUAGUUACAAACUAGAAAGGCACAGAAUAUUUUUCCGACAGAAAUUUGUUUGCGUCCCUGACCUGUAUGUGGAAACCAAGCUCCCAGUUUCUCUUUGUUCUCCGAUAAUAAAAAAGGGUGGGACUUUUUCUGUACUUGAAUUUUGAAUAUGGGUUUUGAAUUCCAAGCGAUGCAAGAGUGAAAAGGUAAUCCAAAUCGGGGUUUAACACCGAAACUGAAUUUAUGCUAAGGGCCGGUUUAGGAUCAAAGUAGCCCAGGCGAAAUUUUCGAUGCUCUAGUUAAACAAAAACUGGCUUUAAAAAGUGCUCUAUUUGGCCAUGUUUUUUUUUCUUUCUAUUUUCUAUUCUGUUCUUUUCUGUACUUAAUAUUCAUGUAUUUUGAAUUUUGGUUCUAUUUCAUUAAAAGAAAACGUUCGUUUGUAUAAUGGAGUUUAUCUCAAACAUCCCCGUUAUGGAAGGGCGACAAACCGCUGUGACAUAGGUAUGCCUAACAAGAACUAUAUAAUUAUUUGGUGAGUACAUGCAUCCGGAGCGAUACCACUUAAUUCCGGUGUGGUACACGUACGAAAUCCGGUACGGUUUGUUCGAGGUCAACACUCCCCAACACCGGCAAAAUACGAGAACGAGGAAAUCUCAUAUCUACGUCGGAAAUGACGAAAAACAAAAAUUAAAUCACGUCCUCAGUUUAACGAAGUAAACUGCUGACUGAGGUUGUACGUGAAAUGGCUUCCUACAUCCAAGCCGUCGUAACUGAAAGCAGAAGACUAUGGGAAUCUAGAGACAAGCGACUUGACGGUUUACCGUUAAUGAGCUCUCCCGUGCCGUCCAUCGUGAUCUGCUUAGGUUACGUCUACGUCGUAAAAGUGUGUGGUCCAAAGUUCAUGAAAAACAGGUCAGCCUUCAAACUACGAGGAAUACUGAUGGCUUACAACCUCUUUCAAAUUAUUUAUAACGGCUGGUUAUUUUACGAACUCGGUCGUUUCGGCUGGCUCAGUGGAAAUUAUAGUUUUAUUUGCCAACCAGUCGAUUAUUCAAACAGUGAGGCAGCAAUGCGAAUCGUCAGAGCAGGCUAUUGCUUUUACAUUUCCAAGUUCAUCGAUUUAUUGGACACAUUGUUCUUUGUGCUUCGCAAGAAAAACAAUCAAAUCACCAUGCUUCACGUUAUCCACCACGGGAUACUUCCGAUGACAUUAUGGCCGGGUGUCCGCUUCGUUUGCGGAGGACACGCAUCCUUUUUCGCAUUUCUCAACACGUUGGUGCACGUCGUGAUGUACUUCUACUAUUUUAUGGCGGCAAUGGGACCGAGCUAUCAAAAGUAUCUCGGUUGGAAGAAACAUUUGACUAGCUUUCAAAUGAUUCAAUUCAUCAUGGCUUCGUUCCACUGCUUCCAGCUGAUGUUCAUCGACUGCGAUUUCCCUAUCGCUUUUUGCUGGUGGAUUGGCGGUCAUGAACUGAUUUUUCUUGGUUUGUUUAUCAACUUUUACAGGAAUGCCUAUUAUAAGGAGAAAGAACCAAUAUCGCCAUCCUCUAACAAAAAUCGAAUUGCUAACAAAGAUCUCUAAAUUUCAGAAAUACACUAUUUUGUUGAAAUUCGAUUAAAGUCGAAAGAAAUGUAAA
This is a messenger RNA of Daphnia magna, 1844 nucleotides long. Its product is annotated as elongation of very long chain fatty acids protein AAEL008004. The transcript is spliced from 2 exons. The coding region runs from base 950 to 1789 and encodes 279 amino acids. Lineage: Eukaryota; Metazoa; Arthropoda; Branchiopoda; Diplostraca; Daphniidae. The record is from RefSeq and is a predicted model, not a curated record. Gene Ontology annotation, molecular function: fatty acid elongase activity. Gene Ontology annotation, cellular component: endoplasmic reticulum membrane. Gene Ontology annotation, biological process: fatty acid elongation, saturated fatty acid; very long-chain fatty acid biosynthetic process; fatty acid elongation, monounsaturated fatty acid.